Phytophthora nicotianae INRA-310 is the source of this 1437-nucleotide messenger RNA. RefSeq lists its product as hypothetical. The record is from RefSeq and is a predicted model, not a curated record. NCBI's taxonomy places the organism in Eukaryota, Oomycota, Peronosporomycetes, Peronosporales, Peronosporaceae. Gene Ontology annotation, biological process: proteolysis. Bases 1 to 1437 code for a protein of 478 amino acids. The transcript has a single exon. Gene Ontology annotation, molecular function: cysteine-type peptidase activity.
AUGGCUCUCCAGGAGCAGACACACAGUUGUAACCACGAUGGUUCUAAGGAUAGUAUUGACGCCAGCACUGACGAAAAGGAUAGUAUUGACGCCAGCACUGACGAAAAGACUGACGGCGCAAAAGACACUUCUGGUACUAUUUGCGGUGGGGGAUCACCAACUUCUGAGGAGUCAGAAAAUGUACCAUUAACCCAGAAAACUGUGGUGGAGACUGAGCAACCAGCAAGUGGAGCCGAGCUACCAGUUGAGAUCAAACUUAACAGCAGAGUUAUUCCGGUUGGGCGCCCCAGACUGAAUCGUAAGGAGCAGCGAGCCAAGGCAGAUUUGAAGGAAUACAACCAAGGAAUGAAACUGCGGGGCCUGCUUCGCGAUCGAGACGUGUGCGAAGUGGUUAGUACUUUGAAAGAGAUCCAGCCGGGCAUCCGAGAGGUGGGAGCCUUCUUUGCGACUUUUCAAGUACUCGGUAAGGCCACGGCAAAGCAGUCGAUGGCGUGGCGGCCCAACGCGAACUACGUAGCGGACAAUGUCCGCUAUCGACUGCCUGAACAAACGGUAGACCGCGCACUUGACUUACUGCGCAAGUUAUUGUGCGGAAAGAUGGAAGAAAUCCAGUUGGAUAGCGAGGGAGAAGAGAUCAGUGAUGCAAACGGGUACGUGUUGGUCAUCGAAAAGAUUGGCACCUAUACAAGAGAGCAGGUGAGGCAGAUGAAGUGGUUGUGGAAUCUACAAGAUACCUGUCGUCGUGGUGUGCUUCUCUGCACUUGGCUAAACAAUGAAGUGAAGAGUCUGGUGAAUGAACCCGUGGAUGUUUCUGUGGCUUUCGACGAUUUAUUGAAAACCUGGCCAUACCUGCCCAUACCUGGGUUUGGAUUUGACGUCGCCGAAGCAGAUCUUUUCUGCGUUCGAGGCAAUACGUGGUUGAAUGACGCCACGAUGCGUGCAUUCUGUGUAUUUUUGGAUACGUACAAAAACAACACGACCGUGACAAUUCCUCCGGUGAAGAAGCAGGCGCUGAAGAAGCCGGUCAAGGCAGAACCUAUUCUCGCGGAUCAGCAGCUACAGCAAAUUCACAGUGGCUUGACUUCUCGACAGUACUUGUUGAUGCCUAUCAACUUGAGUGGUGCUCAUUGGGUGUGUUUGGUGAUCGACGGUAUCUCUAAGAAGAUUGAAUUGUACGACAGUAUGGGCUCCGCCAUGUACCUGAAACGCUUAAAGGACAUCGCGGAUGAGAUUGUUGCGGCACUUCCAGAUGCGUACGAAGAGAUCACUGUCAAUGGGCUCCUACAGCAUGAUGGCGACAGCUGCGGUGUGCUUGUGUGUCUUCAGCUGUGGAAGUGCGCAUCAGCCGAGGCGCCAAGUGACGUGACUAAGUCUGGCAUUACCAAGCUGCGUUGGAAGAUUUUGCAAGGGAUUUUGAAGGUGAAACGCCGCUUGUAG